Molecule: messenger RNA, 875 nt
Organism: Diceros bicornis minor
Lineage: Eukaryota; Metazoa; Chordata; Mammalia; Perissodactyla; Rhinocerotidae
Gene: ADCYAP1
Product: adenylate cyclase activating polypeptide 1
Exons: 5
Coding region: 166-696 (176 amino acids)
Biological process (GO): neuron projection development; positive regulation of transcription by RNA polymerase II; positive regulation of GTPase activity
Cellular component (GO): extracellular region; perikaryon; neuron projection
Molecular function (GO): pituitary adenylate cyclase activating polypeptide activity; peptide hormone receptor binding; neuropeptide hormone activity
Source: RefSeq, a predicted model, not a curated record
AACAAGUCCUCCAGCUCCUCCUGCCGCUCCUGCUCGUUCCUGCGGCUUCUCCUCAGACACUAACGCCAGACGGUGAUGCCUCUUGGGUUGUGACUCCAGCGCAGAAACUUGGAGAAGCCCUUUGCCCGCCGUCCUACUUGGCAGCAAACCCUCUCCUAGCAGCGAAUGACCAUGUGUAGCGGAGCGAGGCUGGCCCUGCUGCUCUAUGGGAUAAUAAUGCACAGCAGCGUCUACUGCUCACCUGCCACCGCCGGACUCCGGUUCCCUGGGAUCAGGCCGGAGGAUGAGGCGUACGACGAGGACGGAACCCCGCUGCUGGACUUCUACGACUCGGACCCGCCGGGCGCAGGGAGCCCCGCCUCCGCGCUGCGCGACGCCUACGCGCUCUACUACCCCGCGCAGAAGAGAGAUGUCGCCCACGAGAUUCUUAACAAGGCGUACCGCAAAGUGCUGGACCAGCUGUCCGCCAGGAAAUAUCUGCAGACGCUCGUGGCCAAGGGCGUGGGUGGGAACCUGGGCGGCGGCGCGGAGGACGACUCGGAGCCGCUCUCCAAGCGCCACUCGGACGGGAUCUUCACGGACAGCUACAGCCGCUACCGGAAACAAAUGGCUGUCAAGAAAUACUUGGCGGCUGUCCUAGGGAAAAGGUAUAAACAAAGGGUUAAAAACAAAGGACGCCGAAUAGCGUAUUUGUAGCGAUGAGUUACCAGCUACCCUAUGUAUACAAUCCUGACACAAUGAAAAGUCGUUUUCCCAACUGAGUGAACAGUCAUCGCUCGUGUGUUCUAUCCAAAUAUGUAUUUAUGUAUGAAGUAAAGCCAUUAAAUGAAUAUUUUGAUAAUAAUAUUGUUUUUCUUUUUACAAAGCACUAGAGA